This is a messenger RNA of Closterium sp. Naga37s-1, 1170 nucleotides long. Lineage: Eukaryota; Viridiplantae; Streptophyta; Zygnematophyceae; Desmidiales; Closteriaceae. The record is from the annotation of a GenBank genome assembly.
AUGGAGAACAUACUGUACCUCGGAGGCCCUAAUAUCGCAGCUGAGAUUUACAAUAAAGAGUACGCCAACGCGCGCCUAUGUGGCGCCGCCACGUGGCGCGUUCCCAUGGCAGCGUUCCUCCGCCAGCGCAACUUCGCAGUAUGGGACAACAGCGACCUAGUCACCCACGAGGUCAUGGGUGGUCUCAAGAAUGUCUACGCGAUCGGGGCGGGGAUUGUUGCCGGGUCGACGCGGGACAGCGCGACGUCAAAAUCGGUGUAUUUCGCGCAUAGCACCAGCGAGAUGAUCUUUGUUACGCACGUGCUGACAAAGGAGCCGGAAAGGCUCGCCGGGCCGCUAUUGGCGGACACGUAUGUGACUCUAUUGAAGGGAAGGAACGCGUGGUAUGGGCAGCAGCUUGCGGAGGGGAGGCUGACGGCGGAGAUGGGCGAUAUGGUGGAAGGCAAGGGGCUGAUUCAGGGGCGGAACGCGUGGUAUGGGCAGCAGCUGGCUGAGGGGAGGCUGACGGCUGAGAUGGGUGAUAUGGUGGAAGGCAAGGGGCUGAUUCAGGAAGUGUCAGCAGUAGCAGCGUUUUACACAGUACUGAGUGAACCGGCCUACAAGGUGCCCCACCCCGUCACCAACGAGCUCGGAGUGUCAGCAGUGGCGGCCUUUUACACCGUGCUGAGUGAACCGGCCUACAAGGGAGUGUCAGCAGUGGCGGCCUUUUACACGGUGCUGAGUGAGCCGGCCUACAAGGUGCCCCACCCCGUAACCAACGAGCUUGUGGCGCCCAUCGAGCUCUGCCCUAUCCUGCAGACGCUCUACCACAUUCUGCACGUGCGGGAUCUCCCAUGUGAAGCCAUUCUGGACAUGCCAAGGGAUGAGAACAUGGAUGACCCCUGCUUGUCUAAACCCCCUCCACCCACCCCCCCUCCCUCCACUCCCACAACACCCAUCUUCCUUGACCUCCCAUGCAAAGCCAUUCUGGACAAACUAAGGGACGAGAACAUUGACCUCCCAUGCGAAGCCAUUCUGGACACACUAAGGGACGAGAACAUGUACGACCCGGCGCAGCGCAUAGCCUCUGCACCGGAGCGGUGUUAUGUGUCCAAACUGCUGGACCAGCACCCCAGCAGCAACGACUUGAGUGAUGCUGCUGCUCAGGCUGUGAACGCAUUGAGACUGUGA